GCCGGACCUUGCGUCCGCUGCGGGGGAGGGAUUCCGGGUCCCUGCAGGGAGCUCAGGCCCCAGCGCGCCCGCGAAGAGCUGCGCGGACCCCGGCCCCUUCCCCCGCAUCCCGGGCGCAGGAAGCCGGACCAGCGCGGGGAGCGCACGGCGAGCCCGCCCGAGGCCGCCCCUCCCGCCGCCCGGGGUCACGCGCCGCGCGGUCCCGCCCCGCCCCACAGCGCCUGGGCCGGGCUCCGAGCGAGCCGAGCCCCGCGCCCCGCGCCCCAUGGAGCAGCUGCUGCGCGCCGAGCUGCGCACCGCGACCCUGCGGGCCUUCGGCAGCCCCGGCGCCGGCUGCAUCUGCGAGGGCCGAGCCUACGACACGGACGCAGGCCCCGUGUUCGUCAAAGUCAACCGCAGGACGCAGGCCCGGCAGAUGUUUGAGGGGGAGGUGGCCAGCCUGGAGGCCCUCCGGAGCACGGGCCUGGUGCGGGUGCCGAGGCCCAUGAAGGUCAUCGACCUGCCGGGAGGUGGGGCUGCCUUUGUGAUGGAGCAUUUGAAGAUGAGGAGCUUGAGCAGUCAAGCAUCAAAACUUGGAGAGCAGAUGGCAGAUUUGCACCUUUACAACCAGAAACUCAGGGAGAAGUUGAAGGAGGAGGAGAACACAGUGGCUCCUUCAGGUCAAGGAUCUCUGUCAACAGGCCGAAGAGGUGAGGGUGCUGAGCCUCGGUAUGUGAACAAGUUCGGCUUCCACACGGUGACAUGCUGUGGCUUCAUCCCGCAGGUGAAUGAGUGGCAGGACGACUGGCCGACCUUUUUCGCCCGCCACCGGCUGCAGGCGCAGCUGGACCUCAUUGAGAAGGACUAUGCUGACCGAGAGGCACGAGAACUCUGGUCCCGGCUACAGGUGAAGAUCCCGGAUCUGUUUUGUGGCCUAGAGAUUGUCCCCGCGUUGCUCCACGGGGAUCUCUGGUCGGGAAACGUGGCUGAGGACGACGUGGGGCCCAUUAUUUACGACCCAUCUUCCUUCUAUGGCCAUUCGGAGUUUGAACUGGCAAUCGCCUUGAUGUUUGGGGGGUUCCCCAGAUCCUUCUUCACCGCCUACCACCGGAAGAUCCCCAAGGCUCCGGGCUUCGACCAGCGGCUGCUGCUCUACCAGCUGUUCAACUACCUGAACCACUGGAACCACUUCGGGCGGGAGUACAGGAGCCCUUCGCUGGGCACCAUGCGGAGGCUGCUCAAGUAGCGGCCCCUGCCCCUGCUCAUGCCCCUGCCCAUGCCCCUGCCCCCCUUCCUCCUGCCCCUGUCCCCGACCCCCGUAUCCUACCCCCAGCUCCGUCCCUCUGUCUCCGACCCCCGGUUCCGUCACCCCGUCCCUGCCCCCCAUCCCCGUCCCUUUGUCCCCGUCCCGCUUCCCCCUGACCCCUCCCAGAUCCUGGGGACCAAUAAAGCCCGCAGCGGGCCUCGGCUGGCG
Messenger RNA from Rhinopithecus roxellana (golden snub-nosed monkey), 1453 nucleotides. RefSeq names its product fructosamine 3 kinase (gene FN3K). The transcript has 6 exons. Lineage: Eukaryota; Metazoa; Chordata; Mammalia; Primates; Cercopithecidae. The coding region runs from base 266 to 1225 and encodes 319 amino acids. The record is from RefSeq and is a predicted model, not a curated record. Gene Ontology annotation, biological process: fructosamine metabolic process.